GUUGUCUGUGUAGCAGCAAAGCCAAAAAAACAACACUGCUCCUCCAAAGACCUUUUCCAUCCUCUCUCUCUCUCUCUCUCUCUCUCUCUCUCUCUCUCUCUCUCAAAUUCAUUCCUAGCUGUACCCACAUCUCUCCCCACGGCCCUUUUCUUUUGUUUAUUCACAUCUCUCCUCCGUCCUCGACUCCUCGCUCUCAUCUGGUCCGGCGGCGAGCUCUAUAUGAUAGACAUCUAUCCCAGUGAUCUACCUUCCACCGGCCUCCGAGCUUGCUUAUAUAGAGAUGCCCCAAUUCCAUUGGCCCAUUCCCAUCGCCGGACCACCAGGCCUGUGAAUUGUGAUCGCAAGAAAGAAGACGGAGAGAGGGGAGGGGAUCCGUCGAUUCUUUGAUUUCUUGAUUUGAUUGGGGUGGCAUUUUGUUACCGAAGCUAAGUGAAGGACGGCGGUGUAGCAGUGCGGCGGCACCAUGUUGAGUUCCUGCGCGCCGACGGCCCUGCCGCCUCCGGAGGCGGGGGCCGCGCCGCCGGAGCCGUUCCGGUCGCUGCAGAUGGCCACGACCAGCGCCGCCGCCGGCGCCAAGAAGAAGCGGCGGCCCGCCGGCACUCCUGACCCCGACGCGGAGGUGGUGUCGCUGUCGCCGCGGACGCUGCUGGAGUCGGACCGGUACGUGUGCGAGAUCUGCGGGCAGGGGUUCCAGCGCGACCAGAACAUGCAGAUGCACCGGCGGCGGCACAAGGUGCCGUGGAAGCUGCUGAAGCGGGAGGCCGGGGAGGCGGCGCGGAAGCGCGUGUUCGUGUGCCCGGAGCCGAGCUGCCUCCACCACGACCCCUCCCACGCCCUCGGCGACCUCGUCGGCAUCAAGAAGCACUUCCGCCGCAAGCACAGCGGCCACCGCCAGUGGGCCUGCGCCCGCUGCUCCAAGGCCUACGCCGUCCACUCCGACUACAAGGCCCACCUCAAGACCUGCGGCACCCGCGGCCACACCUGCGACUGCGGCCGCGUCUUCUCCCGGGUGGAGAGCUUUAUCGAGCACCAGGACACGUGCAACGCCGGCCGGCAGCGGGCCGAGACGUCGUCCUCGCCGGCAAGCGGCGGCGGCGGUGCCGCCGGGUUCGGCGUGGCGGCGGCCUCCACGUCGCGCCAGCAGCGGCGCCAGAUGCAUGCCACGGCGGCGGCGGCGCUGUCGCGGACGGCGUCCAGCGCCAGCCCCUCCAGCUGCGGCGGCGGCGGCGACCUCGGGGGGAGCCCGGUCGCCUGGCCGCCUGGCGCGGCGAUGGCGAGCCCCACGGCGGCGGCGUUCCACCGGUUCGACCCGGCGCUGUCGUCGCCCCCGACGCCGCACGACCGUCCCGGCGCCCACAGCCUGGAGCUGCAGCUCAUGCCGCCGCGCGGGAGCUGCGGCGCUCCUGCUGCAGCCGUCGGGUGCUGCGCGGCCCAGCACUCGCCUGCUGUUGCUACGAGCCCCCACCUGGGCGCCGACCCGAUGCGGCUGCAGCUGUCGAUCGGGUUCGGCGGCGGCGCGCGCGACGACAGCGAGAUGUCGGCGGCGGCGGCGAGGCUCAAGGACGAGGCCCGGGAGCAGCUGCGGCUGGCGAUGGCGGAGAAGGCCGCCGCGGACGAUGCCCGGGCGCAGGUGCGGCGGCAGGCGGAGCUGGCCGAGCAGGAGCUGGCGAGCGCGCGGCGCGUGCGGCAGCAGGCGCAGGCGGAGCUGGGCCGCGCGCACGCGCUCCGGGACCACGCCGUGCGCCAGGUGGACGCCACGCUGCUGCAGGUCACCUGCUACAGCUGCCGCUGCAAGUUCCGCGCGCGGGCGGCCGGCGCCAUGAGCUCCGAGGUGGCCAGCUACGUCUCCUCCGUCGUCACCGAGGGCGGCGACGCCGAGGUCGACGACCACCACCACCGGCAGCUCAACGCCGAUGACGCGCCGAGCCACGCCCACGCUAGGAUGAUGGACCUCAACUAGCGGCCGGGCAGCUCGUACGUCAUGCCAUGCAAAUUAAGGAUCAUUUCUUUUGUUCUUCUUCUUCUCCUCCUUUUGUUCUUCUUCUUCCCCAGCUCGCCCACUCCUUCUGGCUGUUGUUUUAGCCAUGGAUGAGGCUGUGAUGGAUGUGGUAGCAGGUGCAUGGUGGUGUGAUUAGACGCGGUGAUGGGAUCAGGGCAAGUAGCUGUAGACUCCCAUGGCGGGAGUCUUGCUGCAGGCCGGGCAAGUGAAGCUAAGAGAGAGGUCGUCUAAGCUAAUCGCGACGUGCAUGGAAUCUUUCGCUUGUUUGCUUGCUGUUGGAGUUUCUUACAAUAACACUUGUUCGAUCGAUCAUAGAUCCAGAGGUGUUUAGUUGGUGAAAAAGUUUGAGUUUGGCUAUUGUAGCA
Panicum virgatum (switchgrass) is the source of this 2364-nucleotide messenger RNA. Its product is annotated as protein indeterminate-domain 16-like. The record is from RefSeq and is a predicted model, not a curated record. Gene Ontology annotation, molecular function: DNA-binding transcription factor activity. Gene Ontology annotation, cellular component: nucleus. The transcript has 3 exons. NCBI's taxonomy places the organism in Eukaryota, Viridiplantae, Streptophyta, Magnoliopsida, Poales, Poaceae. Bases 464 to 1960 code for a protein of 498 amino acids.